AUGACUUUAGUCGUAUAUAACUUAACAUGUUCCAGUGGAUAUAACACCACCACUACCUUUUGGCAGAAAUUCUGUUGCCCUAAGUGUCAAGUGGAACUCCCUCCAACAUCUUUAGCCAAUCAGGUAAAAAGACGAAUUGAAUUCUUCAUAUCCACAUACUACAAAGGAAUUAUGAUGUGUGAUGAUGAAACAUGCGACUAUACAACAUGGAGUUUAAACUUGCAUGUUGUUGGUGAAUCUGAGAGAGGAACAGUGGAUGCUAAGUUGAAGGCUACAAUUGAGAAAGAGGUUGGUAAGAUAAGAGGUUUGGUUGGAUUAGCUUUUUCCACAGCACAGAAGGAUGCUGAUGAAGAGGACUUUGGUGAUGAGGAUGAUGAAGAGAAAGAUCAUCAAGCAAUAGAUAUCCUUUUAGCAGAGAUCGAUAUAUAUGAGCUUUUUGCUUUCAAACAUUGUUGGGGAAGAAGGUUGAAACUUGCUCUUUGUGAAGGAUCCACCAAGAACAAGAAAAACACAAACAAUUUUUAG
This is a messenger RNA of Lactuca saligna, 525 nucleotides long. The record is from the annotation of a GenBank genome assembly. Lineage: Eukaryota; Viridiplantae; Streptophyta; Magnoliopsida; Asterales; Asteraceae.